AUGGCAACCCGCUCCCGGAGCACCGCUCGUCCCCAAUCCCCUCUCGAUCAAGGAGAGUUGGGACCCACUCUUCAGGCAACCGCCGAUGAGUCAGGGAGCCUCGAACCAGAGGUCUACGGGGAAAUAUCCCUCAGCCGCGCAAUCUCCCUCAUCCUGGGAUUGCAAAACCAAGUCAUCCGGCUCGAGCGGGAACUCGAGGAAGUCAAGGAAGUCAACAAGGAAGCCCGAGACUGGAUGGGAGCAGUCGACCAAGCCCUCACUCGCAUCGAGGCUAGGGGUGGAACCCCACACACACCAGAAGACCGGAAACCUCCGGCAAUCGAGGCCACGCCCAGGCCCCUACCCAAAACCAACCCUCUUCCAGCGCCUAGUGCGCCCCUCGUUGCCUGGGCUAACCCCACAAAGGUCCCCCCCGUCUUUGCCCAACCAACCCCUGUCCGGGCUCCCCAAGAGUCCAUACUCCCGCUCCACCUUUGCCUAUCAGGCUCCACUCCCCCAUUGCCCCUCAGCCAGCGGCUCCAGUAG
Messenger RNA from Rhizoctonia solani, 525 nucleotides. RefSeq lists its product as uncharacterized. The record is from RefSeq and is a predicted model, not a curated record. The coding region runs from base 1 to 525 and encodes 174 amino acids. Lineage: Eukaryota; Fungi; Basidiomycota; Agaricomycetes; Cantharellales; Ceratobasidiaceae. The transcript has a single exon.